AUGUCCUCGUUCGUCGACACGCUAGGCGUCCCAGCCUCGGCCAUCGAGUUCCAUUAUAACACAGUUGACGAGCGAACGCGCCGGGCCCCGAAACACUCCAAGACCUUGCUUAAGGGCUUCGAACCCAUCCAGGUCAUCGGCGCCGUGGGCGUCAGCUGGCGACUUCACACGUCUAACGGACAGGAAGUGCGGCAGCCGUCUGUGCGAAAGGCCUUUACCGAGUGCAUCUCCGACGACGAGGAGCACAAUGGCGAGGGCACCGACAACCGCCACAUUAAGUCCAUCGUUCGCCUUAGGGACUACCACGCCGCGAGCACUCCGCACUAUUUCCUCCUUAACAACGAUGCUAUCACGGUUGGCGAGCACGGCGACCUGGUCAAGGACUCGUUCCGCCUCCCGCCGACGCGCGACAGGCUAGCGAUAUACCAUUACGCAGUCAAGAGCAGGGAAGAGAUGGAGGCGAAGAUGAGCCGGGGCAAUGGCAUGGACCAACCCAAGGCCUGA
Messenger RNA from Hirsutella rhossiliensis, 504 nucleotides. RefSeq lists its product as uncharacterized. The transcript is spliced from 2 exons. The record is from RefSeq and is a predicted model, not a curated record. Lineage: Eukaryota; Fungi; Ascomycota; Sordariomycetes; Hypocreales; Ophiocordycipitaceae. The coding region runs from base 1 to 504 and encodes 167 amino acids.